AUGUUGAAUAUCGGUGACAGUGUCCAAAUUCCGGGUUGCUCGACGAAAAAACGGUUGCUUGAAACUACCAGCGGAUGUGAUUCUUUCGAUACUCUUCUCGGUGGAGCUCUCGUCAAUUCUAGCAUUGUUCUCAUAGAUGAAUAUCGCUCCAGAUGUUAUGGAUCCUAUCUUGUUCGUUCUUUCUUGGCUGAAGGUUUACAUUAUGGUCACCGUUGUUUUGUCGCCGACCCAUCUGAAGAUGUCAGUGAAACGAUUCUCAAAGUGAUUCCAACGAGAAAGGCAGCGGAAGAUGAUCAGAAAAAAGAGAUUCCCAGUUCACCAGGACAAGCGGAUAAUGAUAUGAAAAUUGCUUGGAGAUAUGGGAAUGUCAAACAAGUUACAUCAGAAAUCGGGCCAUCUGGAAAUCAGUAUGACUUUUCGAAGCAUCUGGAAAACUCCAACGUUGAUGUCUACAACGAAGAAAUUCCAUCGUUUAGUGGUCUUUAUAAAAUACUUUGUGAAGUUGUCCAAAAAGAAGAGGCUCAUACAAAAUCCACAGGAAGAGGCGGACCAAAGAAGAAUUUGCUGAGAGUUGUUCUCAAAAACAUUCAUCUGAACAUUUGGGAAGAUUACGAAUCUCUGGGUAGAUUCUUGUGCUGUCUUCGUUCACUUGCCCGUUCCAGUUAUGCCGUCAUUUACAUUGUUGCCAACUCGCAUCGAAUGCCAAACGACACAUGGAGACAGUUGGAGUCAGCAGCAGAUACACAUAUUCAGUUGAUGCCUUUCAAUGAACAAGAAAAAAAGAUGUUCAGGCAUCUGGGAACGGCUCACGGAUAUUUCCAUCUCAAAAGUCUUCCUCGACUGAUGUCUGCUGGAACACACACCCCGCCUAUUCUGGAUCUAAUUUUUGAAGCUAGUUCUAAAAAAGGAUUCCAAAUCAGAGUAAUGCAUCUACCACCUGCAUUCGACGAGCCUGCUCCUGGUCAACAGAAAGCGACAGCUUGUCAGAAUAUCGACUUUUGA
Molecule: messenger RNA, 1002 nt
Organism: Caenorhabditis briggsae
Lineage: Eukaryota; Metazoa; Nematoda; Chromadorea; Rhabditida; Rhabditidae
Gene: Cbr-elpc-4
Product: Protein CBR-ELPC-4
Exons: 3
Coding region: 1-1002 (333 amino acids)
Biological process (GO): tRNA wobble uridine modification
Cellular component (GO): transcription elongation factor complex; elongator holoenzyme complex; cytoplasm
Source: RefSeq, a predicted model, not a curated record